Lactuca virosa is the source of this 789-nucleotide messenger RNA. The record is from the annotation of a GenBank genome assembly. NCBI's taxonomy places the organism in Eukaryota, Viridiplantae, Streptophyta, Magnoliopsida, Asterales, Asteraceae.
AUGCCCUUUAAAAAUACUUCAAGGUCAAGGCUUCUGUUAUCAUCUGUUGACUGUUUCACAUCAUCAGGGAGAACUGCAAGAUUUAUAACAAAAUAUAAACCACCAAUGCCUGUGAUAUCUGUUUUGAUUCCCCCGUUCAAAACAAAUCAACUACGAGGGACAUUUACUGGUGCUUUUGCUGAGGUAUCGACCGAGAAAAGCAUCAGCAAUGAAAGCGCCAAGAAGAGGAAGAAGCCUUGCCGUUCAAGUCUACGUGCUGACAUUCUCGGCGGCGGUGGCCGUCGAUUGCCCCAAGGGACCGGUCAAGAGAUGUCUGUGGUGGUUGGAUGUUUUAAUGAACGUGCACAAAAGGUGCUUGAUGUUCAUCUGGCAACAGGCUUCCACAAGUACUUCAUGUGGUGCAAAGGCAAGUUACAUGGAAACCAUCAUUCUUUAAUACAAGAAGAUAAGGACCUUGUUGCUUAUGCAGUUAUCAAUGCCAUUGCUAUGCACAAAAUUCUUAAAAAAUAUGAUAAGGUUGAUCCUAUAUUUUCUGCAAGUUCAUGGAUGUUUGCGAACCUUAGUGUUGUUAUGCUUCGAUUAUGUGAACCUUUCGUGGAUACAAAUUCAACAAAGAAAGACAAAAUUGACCCUAAAUAUGUCUUUUAUGGUUCUCGUUUGGAUUUCAAUGGCUCAUCUUCUGCUACCAGUACACUUUUUGAGGGGCACCAACUCUCCGUUCAGUAUCCUGUGAAGAAUCUUUUGAAACUCUAUGUUGAUAUCGAGUUCACUGGAUCACCCUAUAUUUAA